GGACAUGGCCGGGUACAAGCCAAAGGUGAUUUCUCUAACCAAGAGGCCGGGUCAGACGUUCGGCUUCUACUUGAGGUUGGAGCACGGUGAGGAGGGUCACCUGAUCCGCUGCCUGGAGAUGGGCAGUCCGGCCGAGUUGUCCAGCAUGAAAGACGGGGACCGUGUCCUCCGAGUCAAUGGCAAAUUUGUCGAUGGGCUUUCCCACUCUGAGGUGGUGGAGUUGGUGAGAAGCAGCGGGGCCACAGUCACCUUCCACACGCUGGACAAAGCUUCCUACAAGCAGGCCAAGAGAAAGGGGGUCAACCUGGGUGAGCCUCAGCACACACCAGCCGCCAACGGUGUGGGCCAGCAGGCUCCAAAACCAAGACUCUGCUACCUGGUCAAAUCUGGCUCCGACUAUGGCUUCUCUCUUCGCUCAGUCAAAGGCGAGCGGGGUAUGUUCAUGACGGAGCUGGUGGCGGGCGGCGUGGCUGACCGGGCCGGCGUCAACAUCAACGACCGCCUGCUGGAAGUGAACGGCGAGAACAUCGAGAGUUACACGCACGAACAACUGGUGGACAAGGUCAAUAUGGCGGGCGGGAGCCUCAUGUUCCUGGUAGUGGACGAGGAGACGGACUGGUACUACCGCAGCGUGAACGCGAAGGUGGAUGCUCGCUUCGCCACGACCAAGUGCCUCCCUCGCGAACCUCGCAUCGUCCACUUAAGCAAAGCGCCCGGCGGCUAUGGGUUCCUGCUCAAGGAGGAGGCCAACAUGACAGGCCACAUGAUCAGGGAUAUAGACAGAGGCAGUCCAGCGGAGAGAGGAGGCCUCAAGGACAUGGACAGGCUGGUGGCUGUGGACGGCCAGCAGGUGGACGCAUGCACUCACGAGCAGGCGGUGGACGCCAUCAGACAGAGUGGAAACAAGUGCUGCCUGCUAGUGGUGGACAAGGUCACUGACCUCAUGUAUGCGCAGGGUAAAGCGUCACCUAUGCUCUUCUGGGAGGAAAAGAAGGACUCGCUUUCUCCGCCAAGUUACUCCGAGGCGACCACCUUCCCCACCGUGUUUAAACCCGCUACGACUGCUCAGGAGAAGAAGAAGGACGAAGGAAUAGAGCUUAAACCUAAGUUAUGUAAGAUGGAGAAGACAGCUGCUGGAUAUGGUUUUCAUCUCAACGGCAUCCAGGGUGUGUUUGGACAGUGCCUUAAAGAGGUGGUGAAAGGCGGUGCCGCCGACAUGGCCGGCCUGGAGGAUGACGACAUCGUGGUGGAGGUGAACGGGAAGAACGUGGAGCAGUGCAAGCACGAGGAGGUGGUGGACAUGAUCCGCGCCACGGGCAACUGGCUGGAGAUGCUGGUGGCCGCCAAGAGCGUCUACGAGCAGCUCAAGGCCAGAGGAACGGCUGUCACGCGUCAGCUCCUCGGCGAGACGUCGCAAGCUCAAGUCCACAGCGAAGAUCAGGAGACGGCACCGGCUAAAGAGAGGACCUCAUCUGUGUCUUCAUCUUCAUCUUCUAUUAGUAUGGAUGACAGAUUUUAAGAAGCAACAACAUGAAGUUAAAUGUUUUCCUAACAAUCCUCAUCAAUGGACAAAAGAACCAGAAAAAGAAUACUCACUGGUAGAGGAAGAGGAUGCUGGACAGGGCGCUGACCAGGAAGAUGACGUCGAACCAGCGG
Molecule: messenger RNA, 1656 nt
Organism: Phycodurus eques (leafy seadragon)
Lineage: Eukaryota; Metazoa; Chordata; Actinopteri; Syngnathiformes; Syngnathidae
Gene: pdzk1
Product: PDZ domain containing 1
Exons: 8
Coding region: 5-1519 (504 amino acids)
Biological process (GO): protein localization to plasma membrane
Cellular component (GO): apical plasma membrane
Molecular function (GO): protein-membrane adaptor activity; protein binding
Source: RefSeq, a predicted model, not a curated record